AUGAUCGAAGGCGGUGAGGUGAACGCUGCCUAUCCUCCUCCAAGUCCCCCGGGCCUGGCUGGCCUUUGCUUGCCAGGAGUAUCCUGCCGUGGUCAGUCCAGUAGCCCACCUCAAGGUCAAGAUGCGGUCUUCGCGCCUCCUACCGCGACGGCUGGCUCCACCUCGCAUUCUGCGCGAGAGGAGGCAGUGCUUCCGGGCUGUGCCACCAAUGAGAUUCAGGCGCAGGCCAGUGCAGCUCCACCCAUCUUGGGGAUCAAGAGCCGGCAGGCUUCGCAUGCCAAAGGAAGUUCAGAAUCCUCGGUGCAAACGGUCGGAAUUCCGAUUCCAAGCAGAAGAGACGCUGAGGUGAACUACGUCACAGAUACUGUCACCACGCCCACUCGGCAGAACAGGCCGUCAGACUCGUUGUCUCUUUUCAAUCAUGACUCGGGUGGCUGGCCUAAUGUUGAAUAG
Molecule: messenger RNA, 453 nt
Organism: Cladocopium goreaui
Lineage: Eukaryota; Dinophyceae; Suessiales; Symbiodiniaceae
Source: the annotation of a GenBank genome assembly